Molecule: messenger RNA, 4932 nt
Organism: Pseudopodoces humilis (Tibetan ground-tit)
Lineage: Eukaryota; Metazoa; Chordata; Aves; Passeriformes; Paridae
Product: acyl-coenzyme A thioesterase 1-like
Biological process (GO): fatty acid metabolic process; acyl-CoA metabolic process
Molecular function (GO): fatty acyl-CoA hydrolase activity
Source: RefSeq, a predicted model, not a curated record
CAGUUCCCGUGGCUCGCCCCAGAGAAGGGCCGCAGCUCUCCGUCCGGCCGAGCAGGGAUGGCGGCGCGGGUGUCGGUGCUGCCCUCCCCCAGGUGCCUGUUCGAUGACCCUGUGCAGAUCCGUGUGGCCGGUCUGCAGCCGCAGCAGGCGGUCACCCUCCGAGCCAGCCUGGUGGACGAGAGCGGGGAGCUUUUCCAAGCCCACGCUCUCUACAGGGCUGGGAGCAGCGGGGAGCUGGACCUCAGCCGCUCCCCAGCGCUGGGGGGCAGCUAUCUGGGAGUGGAGCCGAUGGGGCUGCUCUGGGCUCUGCAGUCCAAAACGCCCUAUAAGCGGCUGGCAAAGAGGAACGUCCUGACCCCUUUCUGUGUGGACUUGGAAGUGUAUGAGGGCCAUGGGGGCAUGAGCCGCUUGCUGGGAAAAUGCACCAAUGAACGGUGGUUUUUAGGAGAGGGGGUGAAGAGGAUUUCGGUCAGAGAAGGUCGUCUCAGAGCAACCCUCUUCCUCCCUCCUGGACCUGGCCCAUUCCCUGGACUUAUUGAUUUGUAUGGAUCUGGAGGAGGUCUUAUUGAAUACAGAGCAAGUCUUCUGGCUAGCAGAGGCUUUGUAACUCUGGCUCUUGCUUACAUGUCCUUUGAAGAUAUCCCUGCUAUGCCAGAGAUUCUUGAACUGAGCUAUUUUGAGGAGGCUGUGAACUUUUUGAGGAAGCAGCAGCAGGUGAAAGAUACUGGGAUUGGUGUUUUGGGCUUGUCUAAAGGAGGUGAUCUAGCUCUUUCAAUGGCCACAUUUCUACCUGGCAUCAAGGCAGCUGUCAGCAUAUCUGGAAGUAGUUUUAAUUCCUUCGUUCCCUUGAAGGGGGAUGGCUUCACUCUUCCUGUCCACCCGUAUGACUUGGGGAGGAUGAAGAUCAGUGAUGAGUCUGGACUAGUAGAUUUUUCAGAUGUCUUAGAUGAUCACACGGACCCAGCAACUUGGGAUUGUCGCAUUCCUGUGGAGAGGUCCUUAGCCAAGUUCCUCUUCCUGUCUGGACUGGAUGACAUGAACUGGAAAAGUGACCUCUAUUGCCAGGAUGCUGUUCAGCGUCUGCAGCAGCACGGCCAGGAAGUGGAGUUUUACUCCUAUUCUGGAGCAGGGCACCUCUUGGAGCCACCGUACUUGCCCCUGUGUAAAGUUUCGAUCCACAGGGUGCUUGGGAUGUUGGUGCAUUGGGGAGGGCAGUGGAGAGAGCAUGCUAAAGCCCAAGAAGAUGCAUGGCGCAGGAUACAGGCCUUUUUCUGGCGACAUUUGAUGGACUCAGAUAUCCCUAAGAGCAAGCUGUAGUGGAAUAGUCAUAGAUGUGCAGGGAUGAUAUUUCAACACUCACUAGAUCUUGGAAACUCACCAGAAGUUUCCUGGACUGCCUUCUUCUAAACCCCACUGUUGCAUAGUUGUUUAUUUUCAUUCCUCAAAUAAUUUUCCAUUUUUUAGUUGAAUUUCAGUUGGCUUCUGGCCCCAGCUUCACAGUAGAUUGGCACCAUCUGGUCUGUCUCUAUGCUGUAGUCUAAAAACAACCCAGCAUCCCAUUAUCUAAAUUGCAUUUGUCCUGAGCUAUCUUUGCCCUCAAUCUGCAACCAUCUCCUUUCAUAAUAGGAAAUACUCUCACAGGAGGAGUUUUCCAUUGGAUGGUUUAGUCUUGCACCUUCAACUAACCUAGAUAUAAAUAGCACUUUUGUUGGGCAACACAUUAGUACAUUCAUCUUUCCUUCUGGUAUAUUGUUCUCUCACAUUUUGUAGUAAAAAGGUUGAGCAGUUCUUAUCUCAGCUAAGGGAAGACACACUCUUCUGGCUUAAUCUGAAGUGCAGUGAUAACAUUUUUUUUCGUGGUACCUCAAAAUCCAGAAGUGAGUCUUACCCAGGUAACCCUGGUUGUAUCUCCUGCUGACUCCAUAUAAAUUCCAUAUUAGGGUAAAGUUUUCACUGCACUACUCAGUGUGUACACACAGAUACUCAAUGUAUCUGUGUGUGCACAGUUUGCUUGAGAUUGUAUGAAUGAAGCCUUCAACUAUCUGUGCACCUGCAGAUAAUGCAUUAAGGAACAAUCCUGGUGUAGCCACAAGCUGUUACUUCACCUGCUUGAAGAGGUCAUGAGCAGAAGUCCUCACCUCCUGUUGGGAAGAGAAGUGAUAGAGUCUAUGUUUUUGCAGAGUGUUCAAGAUGGGGGUGAUACAGAUAUGCCAAGUACUUGCUCUCAUCUGGUGAAAGUUAGUUUGUCUCCAUUCUGGGGGGGGAACAGUAAAGCCACUGCUGCUGAGUUCCCAGGAGCCCAGUGAGGUGGGCUGCCUCAGUGAUCCUGCCACUGCAUCAGACAGCUGUGGACUCAGUGACAGCUAACAAAUGCCACUCUUCAAGAGAGGACUGACCUCACUUGGGAAGAAUGUGCAUUUUCUUACCCUUUACCAGUGUCCAAACCUGACAAGGGGGGCUAUAAUCUACCUUGUGCUUUUGUGGGAUAGUGGCAAACAGCAGCUAGAUAUCAAAUGGCACCAGUGAACCAAAUUCUCCCUCCUGGGGCAGUCAAGAGUCACACCCUGACCAAAGAAGCAAGCAGGAGCUGGAAGUCUCUGCAUUGCACUAAAAUAGAAAAAUCUUCCCUUUGACAGUGUAGUCCCUGGUUUCCAGUUCCUGCUGAGACAAAAGCCCUGUAGGAGCUGAGGGAGGAGACAUGCCCUUGGUUUUCUUACUUCAGGGAGCAAUGGUUACUCAAAAUGAGCACAUUGGGCCUCAGAGGGCUGGGGACUCUCUCACACAAUAUAUUCAACACAGACUGUUCUUCAAGUACUCCUGGUUUUCCUGAACCCCCUGUUCCUCAGAUUGGUAGAUGGGUACCACGUAGCUGAAGGUGUGAGUAGUUAGAGUGGGGGAUAUCUCUCUCCUGCUCACCCAUACUGGUUAUCCAUCAAGUUUUAUGCUGUUGCCUCUUACUUGAUUUCUGUUUGUUCCUUGUAUGCCUAUGUCCUGCAUGGACUGUGGUUGUUCCAGAUGUUUAGUGAGUGGGUAAGACCUGGCAGCAGAGUAACACGUAACAGCAAGGAAAGUCAAACACAUUUGAGCAGUUCCAUCUGAGUAAGAGACAUUUUUUCCCCCUCAUUUUUCUGUUUUAUUGAAGCAAUCAAAAAUCCCUGGGCUGUUGAUCCUCAUUUUCCUCUGCUUCAGGGCCCUAGGCUGCGAGUUUCUCUGUGGUAUGAGUAUUCUGUUCUUUUAUUUUUACUGAACAUUGAGGUUUAUAGAAAACAAUGUGUUGUUGUUUUCCAGUCUGUGGGAUAGCUCACAUCCAUUUUAAUCCCUUCUGAGGGGAAACAGCUCUCCCAGCCUUCAAUGGGUAGUUGACAGAUCUAUCCUUCGAAUUAUAAAAUUGUGACCUUCACAGAAAAUACAUUAUCUAUAGGAAAUUACCAUUACAAAUAAAAAUACUUUCUAUCAGUAAAUCAACACUGUGGUCAGUCAUGCUUUCAUCCGGUUAUUAUGUUGUCACGUUGUCACAUUCAGUAGUCAGGUUCACAGAAAACAGUUGAAAAUAGAGGAUGAAGGGAGCUGACUGGUGACUCUAUUGAUGACAGCAGCACAUAGGACCUCUUGCUUUUGUUGCUCUGGAAAAAGAAGCUUUGCUACCCACUUAAAAGCCCUUCAUCACUUGGAUGCCAUCUUGUGAGAAAGACUGAAAAAACUGAUUAGCUGAGCCACUGUGUGCCACAUACAGGAGAAUAUUCAAGGCAACUCAGUUGCACUGGGAAUACUUUUUAAAUUAAACUCAAAUUUGAAAAUUAUCUUCAGGAAAUAGAAACUGGAAACUGGUGUCAGACUAAUAUAAAAUAACUGGAAAUGGCUGGAUUUCAGUAAAACACUUCUGCCUGUUCUUAAGCAUGUUAUACGGUAUUUUGCUGAAGACUUUAACUACCUAAUGUUUCUUCUGCUGAAGAGAUGAUUUAGACCAGUAGGGCUAAGAUCAAGAGUUUUUUUCAAGGCAAUAUUCUACUAAUUGCAGACUGUUGAGUCAGAGUGCUUUAUAUAGUCUCCCCAGACCUGCUGAAUACAGACAACAUUAUUCAAGAACAAUGUGAAAGUUAUUUAAUUAAAUAUAAUAGACCUUUAGCUGCAAGAGAUCCUCUGCCAAGCACAACUGAUAAAUCUAAUAGAAACUGAAUGGGAAAAUCUGUUCUUGAGAUCUGCUUGUAAUUGCAAAGUGCUUCAGAUAAAAUAGAGUAUCAAAGGACUUGCUUGAACUGAAAGAUCUUGUGUUGAUUCUUAGUCACCCACUGUUUAGCACUUUGCAUUACAUUUCUAUUUUGAGAAUAAGAAAAGCUUGUGACAAGCCUCUUAAGAACUGAGAGUCUCCCCUCAUGUAAGCUGGUAUGAACAAGUUUACUAAAAGGGAACAGUAUGUCUUGCAAUGCUUUUUUAGGGGAGGAUGAUUUCCCUAGCUACCAUGGAAUCAAGCAACAAUGGAAAGUGCUGGUUUGCCCAAUACAUUCUUAAGAUUUUCCAUCUUUUCACUGAAAACUGACCCUGAAGCAUUUUGAUACACAUACACUAUAACUUGGAGGAAACUGCAGAAUCAACGUAGUCGAAAUGCCUUUAUUAGCAAAAAGUGAACCACAGGUGCAGAAGAGGUGAAACAUCUUUGAUAAAGUGGCUGUCUCUGCAGAAUUAAUAUUUCCAAUGAAAUAGUACUCCUUGCAGCAUUUACUGGAAAAUAUUUUUCAUUGUUGAGGACAGAAAUUAGAAAUGCUGAGUCUUAUAAAAUUGUCUGUGGAAAAUUUGCAUUCAACCUAAAAAUGUCUGUACUCUGACUCUGGAUAGCACUUAGAGAAAAAUAAUUAAAUUAGUUACAUUCUAUUUAUUUAGGAUUGUAUCUUUUCAAUUACUUAAGCUGCUGAACUUUCAACAUUUUGCAUUUAG